Plutella xylostella (diamondback moth) is the source of this 2975-nucleotide messenger RNA. It is a transcript of the gene cts, whose product is annotated as cis, cis-muconate transporter protein. Gene Ontology annotation, cellular component: membrane. NCBI's taxonomy places the organism in Eukaryota, Metazoa, Arthropoda, Insecta, Lepidoptera, Plutellidae. Gene Ontology annotation, molecular function: transmembrane transporter activity. The record is from RefSeq and is a predicted model, not a curated record. Gene Ontology annotation, biological process: transmembrane transport.
UCUUCGUGCAAGACUCCGGGCUCAGGGCAUCAUAGUCGCUGCGGUGCCGCAGCCACGCGCACGCGUCAACUACACGCAGUUUUAACCUGAUUGGUGGCUGCAUUAGUCAGGGUAAAGAACGCGUGAAUUUAAAAAAAUAAAAUUAAAAACCUAACUGGCCGCACGGAUUUUCAAUCGAAGUCAACGGGCGCCAUUUUGGAAGUUUUUCCCGCGUGAAUUUUGACAGCUUUGAAUUGUGUUCGGAAAUUAACUGGUUCUAUUGUGUGAUUGAUUGAUCGAUUUUUGUUCAGUGCACUAUUUUUAUUGGAUUUGAUCCACCAUGUUUCAAAGCGGCGUGUGGCAGCGGCUGUCGGGCUACUACAACUGGUACGUCCUGGGGCUGGUCUCCGUGGGGUACAUCCUGGGAGAGCUCGGACACUACCUGAUUGGCACAACAUCAAAGGUGACAGCUGACGACCUACACUACGGUGACAAAGCGUGCAUGCUGAACGCCACACACCUCACGCUGGCGGAGUUGCCUACAGUCUGCGAGAAAGUCAACUCUAGCGAUGUCUGCACGAGCCUCAUCUACCAGAACGCCACGUACUGUGAGUGGGGCUACAACGGGCUCGGGCUGGAGUACCAGGUGCUGGCGGGGCCGGCCUUCAUGGCCGUCUUCACCGUCGUGGGUGUCGUGCUGGGCGUCGUCGCUGACAAAUACAACCGCGCCCGAGUCCUCUCCUUCUGCACCCUGGUCUUCGUGAUCGCCAUCAUCCUCAUGGGCACCGUCACUGAGUACUGGCACCUGGUCGUCCUCCGUAUGAUCAUGGCUGCGGGAGAGUCGGGCUGCAACCCCCUAGCUACGGGAAUCCUCACCGACUUGUUCCCCGAACAUCAGCGGGCGCUCGUGCUGUCGAUUUUCAACUGGGGGAUCUACGGAGGGUACGGGAUUGCGUUCCCGGUGGGACGGUAUAUACCGGAGCUUAAUGCUUUUGGAUUGAGCUGGCGCCUGUGCUACUACGGCGUGGGCGUGGUGGGGCUGGUGGUGGCCUUCUUCACCUUCCUCACGCUGCGGGAGCCGCCAAGGACCACUAUCGGGGAAGAAGGAGCGGGUAACGCGAAGGGCGGCGACGCCUCGCUGGAGGCGGGCACCAAGCAGCCGCAGGUCACCAUCUGGCACGUCAUCGCGCAGCCCAGGAUCCUGCUGCUGUGCUUCGCCGCUUCCAUCAGACAUUGCGGCGGCAUGACGUUCGCGUACAACGCGGAUCUGUACUACCGAGACUACUUCCCCGACGUGGACCUCGGCUGGUGGCUGUUCGCCGUCACCGUGGGCAUCGGCUCCAUAGGGGUGGUGGCCGGAGGAGUAAUUUCGGACAAGUUCGUGGCUCGCAUGGGCAUCCGCUCCCGCGUGUUGGUGCUGGCUCUCUCUCAGCUGAUCGCGACGCUGCCUGCCUUCGGCUCAGUCAUCUUCGGGCCGCUGUGGGCCAUGAUCACCCUGGCCAUCUCUUACUUCUUCGCGGAGAUGUGGUUCGGCAUAGUCUUCGCGAUCCUGGUCGAGAUCGUGCCUCUCUCCGUGCGUUCCACCACUGUGGGGGUGUUCCUGUUCGUGAUGAACAACGUCGGCGGCAACCUGCCCAUCCUCGUCGACCCCGUGUCUAAAGCUAUCGGGUAUAGAGAGGCCAUCAUGAUCUUCUACGCCGGGUUUUAUGGGCUUAGCAGCAUCCUGUUCUUCCUAACAAUGUUCCUGAUGGACGGACCAGUCGAGAAGCCAGAAGCCGAGGAGCUGCCGCCAGCGAACAAAAUGAACGGACUCGACAACCGAGCCUUCACUCACGACGAGGCGAGAAACGCGAGGGCUGCGUCGUACGAUGCCAACAGUAGACUAUAAGACCUAGGAGCUAACGACAGAUAAUUUUGAUGUUUUUGUUUUCUACUUGGAUUUGAAUCUAAGCCCUGGAUUCGUAGAGCUUUUUGACCCUUUAAAAUAGGUUUAAAAUUGACGAUGUGAUAUACCUGGAUAUACCUACGAAUUUACGGACGUAGAGUCGAAACUCAUGUGUUUCAAAAUCAAUUUUAACGUUGUUGUAGGUUUACAAUAACUACGGUCUGUGAAUUUCAGGGUAUGAAUGGAGAUGGAAUCUAAGAACUUGAUCGCAUAACAAUUAAUAAAAUUGACAGAGAUGGGAAUGAUGGAUUAACAUAAAAUAAUCAAAUUAGAAUACGAUUAAUGGAUAAGAAUCUCAGUGUUGUGAGACAGCAAAAAAACAAUUUUAAUUAAACUGAUCUAUAACAAGUUAUGGUGAUGACGACAAUACCGCCUACAAUAGAUUUUUUGUAAUUUAAAUUGGUUGUUCAAGCUUUAGUAAUAGACUUUAAGAAAUAAAGAAGAAGACGUAAUAUGAUUUCAAAUUACUCAUUACUUGAAUUCAAUCGUUAUUCUAAAACAGGAACCGUAUACCAUAACGAUUAACAGAUUUUUAUUAUUUUAUUCUUACUUAAUACAGGCUAUUGCAGAGUUGUAUAUAGAAAACCGAAAGAGGGCGACUCAGGGAGUUAUCCCAGGCAACUUUUACUCUAAGACUUUGGAAAAUUCACCAAAUUUUUAAACAAAAAGUUGCUCAAUAUGAUCUUCUGAGUCACCCCUUUUCGGCUUACUAUAUAUAUACCUUUAUGCAACACCCAGUACAUAACGAAAUAUCAUAUUAUUUUUGACCCUAGUACUAAGUACCUAUAUGUGGAUGACAUUGUGAUCUUUAAAAUUGUUCAAAAUAUAGCAUAAGAUGGCAUUUAGUAAUUAUGUAACUCAACCAUUUAAUGCUCAUUUCCCUUCUUUCAAAAUUCAAUCAGCUCUCUUACAAAACUAGCCCAAUAAUCUCAAAUCAUGAAUUUGUAACAUUUUUAGUUUGUUUUGUUGAAUCAGUUACAAAGUGUGAUACAAACUCUUUUGUAGAUAUUUAUUUUUAAGUUAAUGAGAUGUAAAUACACUUUUCAAGGUU